AUGGAAGAUUUUACAAAUAAUAAAAAUAAAAAUAUCGUAGAGGAAGAGAGAGUGGAGGAGCUUGCCAUUGUGUCAGACGUUGACACUUUGGCUUCCAUUGAAUCAGUGGAGAUGGAUGAGAGUCGUACCGAUAUUUCGAGAUGGCUCAAGAGGCCGAGACGUGGGUCACGCUCAGAGUCGGAAACGGGCUCUAGCGGUGAUGGAGAAGGUGACCUAGCGGCUUCGACUGUUAGGUCAAAUACUGCCUCGAAGAGGGGCAGGGGUCGGCCGCCGACGACAGGCAAAUACGUUGGCAUGGCAAAGGCGAGGAAGGAACUGGCAGCAGCCAAAAAAGCUGCCGAAAAAGAGGAACAGCUAACAAAGGAAGAGGCGGCUGUUGCCGAGAAGACACGAAAGGUUAGCGCCAGCAGGAUCUCGAAACUAUCAGAGUCGUCUCUAUCUUCCGUGAUAGAGGUGGAUGACCUACACGCCAGGCAAUUAGACGGUCGGAUCCAAAACGCUGUCGGCGCUAUUAAGGAGGUUGCAAAGCUUUCUAAGGGUUUAAAGGGGACAUCUCAGAAAGCACUAAAAGAGGCAGCGGCAUCUAUAACUGAGGUUGCCCAGGAGCUCUUACAACGGACUUCAAAUGAAGAAGUCCGACGCCUUGAGGCUGCGAACACUCGCCUCGAGGCUGCAAAUACUCGCUUAGAAGCGCAAAUGGCGGAGCUCCUGAAGGAGCUUGGAGAGCUUCGUAAAGAGCUCUUCAACCAGAGAAAAAACGAGGCUGGACCUCCACCUCCAGCACGUUUGUCUUCAUCUGAGGAGUCAAAGGUUAUUCGGCUUCUUAAGACGGAGAUAUCAAGCCUCUCAUCUCGCUUCUCUGUCAUAGAGGGCAGACUAUUACGCCCACCAUUGGCAGCAGAUAGGGUAGUAGUGCCACGGGCCCCAACGCCUCCACUGACCUAUGCAGCGAAUACCGCUGUGACGAAGUUGGAAGCUCCUAUGGAUGACGAAUUGGUGACGGUGACGGCGAAAGCAACACCGUCCCCUCAGGUGGCUCCUGCAGCCAAGAAAACAAAGAAGAAAAAGAAAAAGAAGAAGAAGAAACAAAAUACUCCUGAAGCCAAAAUAACAGCCCCAUCGACUUUGCAGCCAAAAGAUGGUGGUUGGGAGACUGUUGGGACAAAGAAAAUAGCUAAAAAGGCAAACAAAAAGGCGCGAACAGCUGCGGUGCAGUCUGAUAAAAUUAAGAAGCGAAAACUCCGUCCUCCUCGAUCCACGGCAGUAAUGAUUACCCUGCAGCCUGGAGCAGAGGAAAAAGGGCUCUCUUAUGCCUCGAUCUUGACACAGGCCAAGAUCAGCAUAAAACUGGAGGAGUUGGGAAUAGAGGGUAUCCGCUGUCGUGAAACAGUCACAGGUGCUCGCUUGCUGCAAAUUCCUGGCGCCUCCAGUGGUCCUAAGGCCGAUGCUCUAGCAGAGAAACUUCGUACGUCUUUCCCAUCUGAUGAUGUGAAAGUGUCCCGACCGAGCAUUAGAGUAAAUGUCCGGUUAUCGGGUCUAGAUGACUCAGUGACCUUAGAUGAGGUACGUGCUGCAGUUGCACGGUCCGAGCCGGGUGCUCACUCUACACAAAGUCCUCCCCCCACCAUAAUGUACGACACAACCCCCGAAUCUCCGGCCCCUCCUAAUGCGGUCCGGAGGUUGUUUCUGGACACGGAUAAGCAGCCGAAGAAGCAGCGCAUUGCGGCCUCGACAAAUAGUGUCCGGCGCAUUCAAAUCGAACGGCGGGAUCGUGAUCCCUCUGAGCUCGCACCCUCUCCGAAGUCCCCUCAGCCAGCUCGAACAUUCGAGAACCGGACGGUGGAGGCGCGAUACUGGCUGAAACAGGCCAAGUGUCAACUGGGUCUAGCGAGAAAUCUGAAGACAGAGAUCAAGACCCAGGCGACACUAGCCAUUGAGCGCCUCUACCAACUGGUCAAAGAGUCCGAACACCAGCGGCUCCCUGAGGUCGAAGGGGUUGCGAGCUUGGCGGCCCCCGCACCAGAAAAGCCGGGCCAAAUUGCGGGGGACCUCAUGACGAAAAUGGCGGAGCACAGCGAGCUACUGAAAGCAGCCGCUGUGCAAAUUGGGGAAUUGAAAGAGGCCCUAAAUGACCAGCGGAGGAUAAACGCGGCGCCUGUCGCCGAGGGACACAACGGCCAGGAGCUUCUAGCAGAAGUGCAGGAGCUCAAGUCCGCGACCCGGGAGAUCGGGAGACAGGUUUCCGAGAUGAGGGCAGAAGUGCCCUCCUACGCGGAGGUCCUGUCGAAACCGAAGAGUGCAGGGCGGGUUGCGAGACCAAAGCACUCGGUCGUUGUGUCCUCCAGCGACUUGAUUUGA
Molecule: messenger RNA, 2358 nt
Organism: Spodoptera litura
Lineage: Eukaryota; Metazoa; Arthropoda; Insecta; Lepidoptera; Noctuidae
Source: RefSeq, a predicted model, not a curated record